GAACUCUGUGAGGAGAUACUAUUCCCAUUUUACAGGUUUAUGAUCUGUGAAUAUGGCUGUUAACAAAUCACCUGUGAUUGAUAAAUUUGGAGCAAUACCUCCAUCUUAUCAUGAAAAACACUUAAAAUUAAAUUUUCAAAAUUUAAGUAGAAAAGAGAGUCAUAAAGCAAGGCCAUCAUUUUCAAUCACAAAGGAAUUCAUCUUGAAGUUCAAUCAAGCACAAAAUUCCAUAGAGGAGGAAGAAUUGUUGGAAAUAGCUAGAAAAAACAUUCUAAGAUGUAAGAGAAAAUUGGGUCUCAAAACCUUGGGCUCUGGGAAACAUGUACAUCUUCCUGCUGCAUGGACUGAAGUAAUAUAUCUGGCUCAAUGCAAAGGAGAAAUCCAAGAUGAAGCCUUAAAUAUGCUUUAUGCUUCCCUGGACCAUGCUUGCUUUGAUUAUGAUCAUCUGCCUGCCUUAUUUUUUGUUGCGGAAUCAGUUUUACAUAGACUCUGUUGUGAUGCAUUCCUAAGGACAUACUUAUAUUCAGUGGAAAUAAAGCUGACAAAGAUUGGCUAUUUGGUUUUCUUACGACUUUUUAUAUUUUUCCUGCAUGGUCACUUAGAAAGUUUUAAACAACAUUUACUUAGACUUCAACCAUAUUUAUACGCACUUUCUCUAUCUGAAGAAUCUUAUUACAAGUACCCAAACAUCUUUUCGAAUGUGCAAUUCAUUCUGAAAACCUCGGAAAUUAUAUGUAAAAGAGAACUGCCUUCUGAAUCAAUCUUUGGCCCCGUUGAAAAUGAGGAAAGAUAUGAGAACAUAGAUUCUGAUAUGGUGGGUAAUCUGAUAUGCGCCAAUAGCAGAAAAGGUGAUCAAGUGGUCUGGAUUGGAUACUAUGGCUUAGUGUAUAACCUGGUGAAAAUGUCAUGGGAACUUCAGGGAGAUGAGGAACAGGAUGGACUUAGAAACAUAAUAUGGCAGACAUUGCAGAAAACAAAGGAGUAUGAGAAAGAUGCACGAAUCCAAAAUGCAAUAAAUGUAGCUCAGGCUGAGUUAAAUGACCCAACCGAUCCUUUCACUAGGUAUAGUACAAAAGCUUCAUCAAAUGUAGGGGAAGAAGUUUUCUCCAAAUACAUUGGAUGGAGAAUUGCCAAUGCACUUUCCAAACUAUUCUUUCCCUCCACUGAUGCCUGUGUCCUUCCUUUGAAGAAACCAUCUAUAAAAGGGGAUCAAAUGAAACAUCUGAAUAAAAAGCAGGAGUCCAUGAAAAAGAGAGUUCUACAUUUUACUGUAAGGGAGCAUCCUUCUGUAACAGAACUUCCCAUGUCUCCACAUUCAGAUUUCUUCACCAAGGCGGAUAAAGAGUUGGCAAAAAUCAUUGACCAUCAUUGGCAGGAAGAACUAAAGGUCCGACAGAGAGAAGAUGCAAUAUGUGAGGCCCAAGAACUUAAAGAUAAAGAGUUAGAGAAGAAAAAUCACUUCCAAGAAGUUAUGAAGAAAAGAGAAGAGAAACUGCAUAAGCAAACCAAACCCUACGAACUUCCUCCUAGGACUGAAGUACCUUCAUUAGAAAAAAAAAUGACACCCCAAAAAAUUGAGGUCUACAUGCCAGAAAUUCAUAACCCAAAAGAUACCAAGAAAGCUAUGUGUUAG
Propithecus coquereli (Coquerel's sifaka) is the source of this 1633-nucleotide messenger RNA. RefSeq names its product transmembrane protein 232 (gene TMEM232). The transcript is spliced from 12 exons. Lineage: Eukaryota; Metazoa; Chordata; Mammalia; Primates; Indriidae. The record is from RefSeq and is a predicted model, not a curated record. The coding region runs from base 53 to 1633 and encodes 526 amino acids.